UACACGACUUUUUACGAUCCGGACUUUUCAAUUUUCAAUGUUUUCAUUAUUAUUUGGGCAUUUGGCCUAUGGAGGCCUAAUAAAGUGUUUUGAGUUUUCACUUUUUCUAUUAAGUUUAACAGCAGGAAUGGGUUUGUGUUCCUACUUUCUUUAGUCUAGUUUUCGCGGAUUCGUAAUUAUUGACAUUUUGUUAAAGUUCAUUGUUUAUCACAACUAUUGGUCGUCGUGUUCGUUUCAAUUCAAAAUUACAAAAACCAAAGAUUACACCGUAAGAGUAACCACGUAUUAGUUUGUUUCCCGUGUUUGACGGUAUCAGUGAUAUCACCCCGAAGUUGUUUCGACGUCGUACUGUGGUAACGAGUAAUUAUUAUUAUUAUUAUUACUUAUGAACACCAUUUCUCAGACAUGGCCAUGAAGAGGACUAUUGACUUUCAUCUGAACGAUCAACGAAAAAAAGCCAAUCUAUAUAGAGCGAUCAAAAACGAUUUGGGUAAUGACUCUAGUACCGAUGAGGAGUCAAUGUGCUCAUCGCCUGCUAACUUAUUUCCUCUCAGUCAUUAUGUCAAUGACCCUGAACAGUUAAUUCAUCAAUUGUUUUCUAUUGUACGUGGUAAAAGACUUGCUCGACUUAUACCACCAGAACUUAAGGAUAUGACAUUUGAAGAGUUGAAAGCUGAUUGUUUAAUUCAGUUAUUGAGCAUGUCAAACAAGCGAGUGUUGGCUACAUUGGAAGGGAAAGAAAUGAAUUCUUCAUCAGACUCUGAUGAUUCUUUUGAUGGUGAUAAGAAGCAAAAUAAAUUAGAAGCAGAAAAAAAAGAUGCAAUUGGCCAAAAGAGAUAUCACAAAGAAAAACGGACGAAAUCUUCAAAAAAGAAAAAAAUUGAAACAGAUAGUAAGACUGAACAAGAGAAAUCAAAGGAAAAAGAAGGAAAAACAUUGUUGGAGAUUUUAGAAUUAGAAAUGAAAGCAAAGGCUAUACGUGCUCUACUUGGUCCUAGUAAAAAAGAUAACAAUACACAAAUUGAAGAAGCUAUUAAAAGCGAAUUAAUCGAAGAAAAAAACAAUGAAAACAAGAAUUGGAAUGAACGUUAUGAAGAAAGAGAAGAUGUUAAAGAUGUAGUUAAAACUAGCAAGUUGUGUACUAAUAUGAGACGUCGUAUGCUUUUACAUCAACAGAAAAUGUUGGCAGAUAGAGCAAAAUUGAAAGCUGCAGAAACUGAAAAGAAUAAACCUGAAGAAACAAUAAAAUCAAAAUUGGAAGAAAAAUUACAAAAUGUUUAUUUCAAAAAUGAUGGAGAGCAAUCAAAUGUUAAUACACUAGAGAAAAACUCUAAUGAAACUGUUAAAGCAUCAUUAAGAGAUUGUCAAACUAUUCAGAACACUGAUGUUAAACUUCAAGAGACAAAUAAUUUACAGAAGGAUAAUGUAAUCAAAAUAAACAGAGAUAAUUUUGAUGAUUCAAAUGAACCUACAAACAAAAAUAAUACCCAAGAAUCGACUGAUGAUGACUCACAAAAAAGUACAGAUUUUGAAAAAGUGUUAAGUGAGUACACACAGAAAAAUACUGAUUUAGAGGUAACUAUUAAUGAAUAUUCUAAAAAAAACUCUGAUUUGGAAGAUGAGAUAAAUAAAUGUUCUAAACGAAAUGAUGACAUGGAAAACACAAUGAAUAAAUGUGCACAGAAAAAUUCUGAUAUUGAAUUGACUAUUAAUAGUUACUCAGUGGAUUAUAAUGGCGUUGAUGAUAGUAUUGUUAAGCAGAAUGAAACAAAUAGUGAAGUGAAAACUGCUACUGGAAAAUAUACCCAAAAAAGUACUAACUUUGAUUCAAUGAUUAACCAAUGUCCAAAAAGUAAUGUAGAUCUUAAAGCAGUAGUUAAUGAAUAUGCAAAAAGGAAUUCUGAUAUAAUGACAUUGAUUGGUGAAUAUUCUCAAAAUAAUAUUGAUAUUCAAUCAGUUAUUGGUGAAUAUUCUAAAGGAAACCUCAAGUUAGAAACAAUAAUUGAUGAAUAUUCGCAUAUAAAUGCUAAAAUUAAGACUAUGGUUGAUGAGUAUUCAGUAAAUAAUAGUAAUGUAGAAAAAAUCAUUGAUCGAAACAACCGAAAACAAUCAUUAAUUGAUAAUUUAGUGGAAUCGGGUGUUGAAAAAGCUGUGGAUGCUAUGGAAACAAAAAAAAAUGAAAUUACUAAUGUUGUUUGUGAAUCCACAAUAUUAGAUAAUUUAGAAACUAAUAUUGUAUCAACUCACAAUUUAGUUGACGAAUCAGCCCAUAAAGAAAAUGAAAAAGCCUAAAGAAUUUAGGUUUUCUUUUUGGAAAAGUUGAAAUUAUUUUAACACAUUGUAGAUACUUAUUUACUAAAUUAUA
Molecule: messenger RNA, 2365 nt
Organism: Melanaphis sacchari
Lineage: Eukaryota; Metazoa; Arthropoda; Insecta; Hemiptera; Aphididae
Product: histone-binding protein N1/N2
Exons: 6
Coding region: 406-2292 (628 amino acids)
Source: RefSeq, a predicted model, not a curated record